GCUGGGAGUCCUCGAUCGAGAGAGACAGGGGUAGAGAGAUACUUCAUCAUCCAUGGUGCAGUGUGUGUGAGUGUGAGUGUGUGUGAAGCCACUCAGGGUCUGCGAGAUGUAUCUGAAUCGGGGUGAUCCCUCCUCUCCUCCCUCUCUCACAUCACUCCUCUGACAGAGAGCGGACAGUCGCCCACAAUAACCGGCUCUAUAGCAGCCUCUGGCUUAUCUCAUCUCCGCGGAUCGCCCCCGGUGCCGACCCGUACCGGCUGCUUCCCCCCUCUGUAUCAUCUAAAUCACACACACACACAGAAGCAAAAGAAAGAGAGAGAAUGAGAGAUGCGGUCGUGUUUCACUUUCUUUGCUUCCAAGGAGCCGUAUUUCUCACAUCUUUCCCCCGGAUCUUUGUUUCUGGACGGGAGGCUGCGGCUGCGUAAUGCUCCGCAGCAGUGGAGGCAGCAGAUGCGUUGAGCAGCCCAGCUCAUAGAUGUAUCUCUCCACGGUGACCACGGCCUGAUGCUGAAAUCCCUACAUUCAUGAGAAGGCAACAGGAAGCAGAUUACUGAGGGAUUAAACGCAUGCACACUUAUGCACAUGCACACACAGAGAGAAACACAGUUCCGGGAUUUGUCCGCUGUCCAACCGUGGAUCUCUCACUGAAUGAACUUGUCUGACUGACUGACUCUGGUACCAUGGAAGAAGAGGAGGAGCUGAUAGAGACUCAUUGAAUUUAACUCACGUAACCCCACCUCCUUUCACCCUGCCUCACCGUCGAAAGGCUUUGACUGGUCGAUAAGGAUUACAGAUUUAUUACAAACACAGUGGAGACAGAGAGGAGUGCAGAGCCGGGCGUCCGCCUGCUGCUGUCCCAUGAUGCAUCUACACAUGUAAGAGCAGGAUCAGCCACACAGAGGGCUGUUUCUAUGGAUACCCCUGCCCUGGGUAGUAUUAAUAAGACUCACUGAUAUCCUAUCUGCGCGUGAACAAAAUACAGUGAGAGAUUAGAAGUGCAUCGCUGCGGCAGACUAAAGCAUCAAAUAGCGUCUUUGGAGCAGAGAGAGACAUCAUCAAAAGCAAAAAAAUGUUGAAGGAGAAUAUGUUAUUUUUAAACAUGUAGGCUCGACUGUAGACGCUUUACACUCCUUGUCCUAAACACCUCAAAGGGUUUUUUUUUAAAUGUGAUACCUCAGCAGGUUCAGUAAAAGGAUGAUUUAAUAAGAAUCUGCCCACACAGGACCAGAAGAGGAGGUGAACAUGAUGCACAAAGACACUUCUUAGGCCUGAAGGAAAUAUCUUCUCCUCUAACCCGCUCAUGAUUCUGACAACAGCUCGAAAUUCUGGGUAUAACACUGGAACUUUUGUGGGCCCCUAAAACUGCCACCACCUUUCACCAAACUAGCUGUGUGACUGAAUUUUGGUCUUGUCUACAUGAGAACAAACAUCUACGUGCACCAGCUACCUAGACAAAAAUCAGGUCUUUAUUUAAGGUUCUGGACUCACCAGCAAAAUGUGACAUCAUGUGUACAAGACAAUAGCAAAGCACUUUUAAUCAAGCUUGAGGUACCUGGAAUCAUCUGUCAUCUCUCCCUAACACAUCCACACUGAGCUAUCAUGGCCCGACAAGACAUCCCCCUCUUCCUCCACGGCUUCGACCUGGGCGGCCACUUUGUUGACCUCCGACCUCUCGGCACAGGUGUUACAGGCCUGGUUCUCUCAGCUGUGGACCAGCGCAAAGGACAGCGUGUGGCAAUCAAGAAGCUGGUGAUGCGUGAUGCCGUGACGGUGAAGCACGCUCUGCGGGAGGUCAGAAUCACUCACCGGCUGCACCAUGAGAAUGUAGUGAGGGUUCAUGAGGUGUUGGCGCCAUACGGACGACCGCUGCCCAGAGACCCGGCCCAGCUGAGCGCCCUGUACAUCGUUCAGGAGUGCAUGGAGACAGAUCUGGCUCGGCUGCUGGAGCAAGGACCGCUAUCCACAGGUCAUGCUACUCUGCUGUUCUACCAGCUGCUGAGGGGACUGAAGUUCAUCCAUUCAGCCAACGUCCUGCACAGAGAUCUGAAGCCUGCCAACAUAUUCAUCAACACUGACCAACUGCUGCUCAAGAUAGGAGACUUCGGGCUGGCCAGGAUAGUCGACCCUCAUUAUUCUCACAAGGGCUAUCUGUCCGAGGGUCUGGUAACUAAGUGGUACUGUUCCCCCCGUCUGCUCCUGUCCCCCAACAACUACACCAAGGCCAUCGACAUGUGGGCCGCUGGCUGCAUACUGGCUGAGAUGCUAACUGGACGCAUGCUGUUUGCAGGAGCUCAUGAGCUGGAGCAGAUGCAGCUGAUUCUCGACACAGUGCCAGUGCUGAGGGAGGAGGACAGGCAGGACCUGCUACAGGUGAUGCCUUCAUAUGUCAGUCAUGGAUGGAGAGUCAAGAAACCCUUCUCUGAAUUGCUGCCUGAAGUGGAUGCUCAGGGUGAGCUGAGGGGAUUGAGAAGUGCUGUGGAUUUCCUUGAGCGUAUCUUGACCUUUAACCCCAUGGAUCGGCUGACGGCUGAAGCAGCGCUGUCGCACCCCUUCCUCCAGCAGUACUCCUGUCCUGAGGAUGAGCCCACCUCGUUGCACCCCUUCCGCAUCGAAGACGAACUGGAGGACAACCUUGUUACCGAGCAGAGCCUCAGCAACAGCAACAGUCAGGCCUCCAGCAUCCACUGGGAGAGGUACGAGACCAGUUUAUCAACAGAUGUGUCCUGGCAGCAGUCAGGAGGGGGGUGUCGCUGCAUGCCCCCUGGCCACAUGACGUCUGACAUGGGAGACACCACAGAGGAAGAGGAGGUGCAGAGAGACCCCCGGGCCAGUUCCACCUCACUGUUAGAGGAGGCGCAGGUCGACCCACGCAAGUAUUCCCACAGCAGCUCAGCAGAACGCUUCCUGGAGAACUCCCACUCCUCUCUGGAACGAGCCUGUGGUUCAGGGUACGGGGAACUGGACUGUGGCCGCUCCUGUGACUACAAAGUGGGAUCCCCUUCAUAUCUCGAUAAAAUUGCCUGGAGGGAGGGCAAGCCUCAACACUACUCAGAGCCUAAGCUGAUCCUGGAUCUUUCUCACUGGAAGCGCAACACCACCAGCCUCCCUGUGCCUGCUGAGCCUAUUGGGGGCAGCGUGGAGGACUUAGGGGAGAUGAAAGAGGAGGAGGCGGAAGAGGAAGAAGAGGAGGAGACGGGGGAUUUAUUCCAAGAGAUCUCUCGCUGGGUGGAGAGCACCCAGUCUCGCUUGCACUCACCCAGUCCCAGUCCUUCUUUGGAGCAACGUUCACCCUCCUGCUACACCUCCUCUCCCCCUCUCCCACUCUCCCCGACUGACCUUCCGACUCCAGUCUUCCACUACACGGAAGUUGUGCAGCACCCAUCAGCUGAAUUCGAUGAAGACAGACUGAGCCCACUUCAGCCUGUCACAUCUUCCUCUAAUUCCCUUCCCUCACUCCUCCCUUCAUCUCCCACCUCUCCACUUCCUGUUGAGUCACCUCAAACAGCGUCUCCCCCCAUCUCGCCACUUUUUCCUCCCACAGAAUCUCAACCUCUUUCCUCUACGUCCUCCAUUUCUCAGCCAGUAAACAAUGAACCUAUGGAGUCACUUCCUGUCAAGCAAAAGGAGCGGCUAUUUGACCUGGACGUGUUCAUAUCCCGAGCACUGAAACUGUGCAGGCAGAAUAAGGAGAAAGCAGAUGGGAAGAAGGGAAAAGACGGAGGAUGGAGGGAAGAAAGCAAACAGCAGAACAUUACCCGAAAGGUUCCUAGGCUUCCAGAGCAUAGGACUCCACCACCACCACAGACUCCCAACUCUUGAUGUUGAAUUUCAACUUCAGGUCCACCACAGUAUAACACCAUAAUGGGUAGCACUUCCAAAUGCUCAUACUGCUUUACGUAGUGAGGGGUGAAGAUGCUGCUUAAACAUUAGACCUUAGUGUUAGCGGUCUUUUCCCUACUAUUGCAAUGACACGCUACACGCUGUGACUAAAACCCUCACUUAAACAAGCAAUCCUGCAGCUUUGUAAAGAGGUGCUCUCAGGCAAUAAGAGGUCGACAAGCAUUUGGGUUUGGAUAUGAAUAACCAUGCUUAGCAUUGCAAAAUCAAGGGUUUGUUCUACAUGAGAAUACUUAGAAAUAAUUCAGCUAAUUGAUGAUCAUGGUGUUUGUGAUGCGCUGUCCUUUGUCGAGUUAAAGAUGGGUCGAAACUUGACUUGAUAGCAACUUAUUCUGCGACACAAACAUCCGCAAAUAACAUGAGUUACCCUGACUAUUGUGCACUGGUUAACAGUAACCUACUGGAGAGGGAUCACUUGUAUUGAUUCCUCGCUGUGUGUCAGUAAAUCUUUUGAAAAGUCAGACAGUCUUCCAGAGGUGAUGUUCACCGAAUAACGAUAACGACACGGGAAAUGCUUUUUCCAAGUUUCUCUGAAUGUAUUAACUGAAAAAUAAUCAGUCAAAUUAUGCUACAUGGUGAAACGUAGGGAUUUUAUUUGUCGCUGUUCUAACACUCCCGUGGUGACUCACUGAGCUCCGUCACUGCUACAUGCCUUGUAAACUUGUAUAAAUCUGUUGUCAUAUUUAAUUCUACGGUAUAAUUCUGACGACUGUUGUUAAUGAUGUUCUCGUGUCUGACGUAUUCUUUGCUGAAUGCUAGAGCACAGUUUUCUGUUUAUUUGGAGUGAGUUGUAUUUUGUUUAAAUGUGGAAUGCUCUAUCGUAAUAAUUUAUGCUCUGGUUCAGUCGUGAAUAGUUUCAUAUUCUGUCUGCCUGAUGCACCAAACAAGGUCAUCUUCUGCUGUACACUCACUGAAAAGAUACUGUCUUUAUCUGUACAUGACAGCCAGAUAUCUGUCACCAUUUUGCUCACUGAAAUGUUAGCCACAGAAAGCUAUAUUGCAAACAACAGUAGCUUAUAUUUUGGGGAAUGUAGAUCCUUUACAACCUUUAUAGGAAAUGAUUUGUACUUAAAAACUCCUCAAUGCUGCCCAGUAGCCAUAUUGAUAUAUGGAACAGAAGAUAACCAAAACGUAUAUUUUGAAAUACUUUUCUAUUCAGCGCGUCACAGUAGACCCUCAGAAUGUUCUUUAUUCUGGCAUCUGAUGUCUCCCCUCCAAGGUAACCAAAUCAGGUAAAAGAUACAGGAAGAUGUAAGUUCUGAAGGUUGUUGGCUUGUGCCUCGUACUUUGUUAAUCAUGUGCAUCUGACAUUCACUUUACUCAUCAGACUGAGAAGCUCAUAGUGAGCACUGGCGCUCCUGCAAAUUUUUCAUAGGGGUCGCCAGAGGGGGCCACUGAAAAUCCAACCAAAAGUCAUAACUGAAUAUCAGGAAUUCCAUUAUGCUGUUUUAGUAGUCUACAGGCUGGUUGAAAACUAUGUCAAUAUGGAGAGUUAAGGAAUAGCAUGCUAAUGUACUUUGGUUUCUAGUUUGACAGUUAAUAUUACUAAUUAUCUGAUGUUUCAUUGUUCAUUCAUUUUCUGUAACCGCUUAUCCUGUUAGGGCUUGUCAGGGGGCUGGAGCCUAUCCCAGCUGACAUUGGGUGAGAGGUAGGGUACACCCUGGACAGGUCACCAGACUAUCACAGGGUUGACACAUAGAAACAGACAACCAUUCACACUCACAUUCACACCUACAGCCAAUUUAGAGUCACCAAUUAACCUGACGUGCAUGUCUUUGGACUGUGGGAGGAAGCUGGAGAACCCGGGAAAACCCAUGCUGAGAGGGAGAACAUGCAAACUCCACACAGAAGGGCUCCCCCACCCCGAACCCUCUUGGUGUAAGGCAACUAUCCUGUUUUGAUUUGUUAUGAAUCUGUACAUGUGUUAGGGGAUUCAUUGUUGGCUAUCCUUUUAUUUAAAAAGACAAAUAUACAGAUUUAUUUUAAGGGGUACAUUGAUUGUAAGGAGCAAAACAUUAACUGGAAAAAAGUCCUCUCAAGUUUACUUAUGGGUACCCAUAGAAUAUCUUUUUUCAUUCAGAUAUCUUCAAGUGAAAGUUCAACCCCUUUGAAAAUGAUCAUGUCAGUUUUUCCCCUUGUCAAAAUUUUGGCCAAAUUUGGAGGGUUAUUUAGCCCCCAUCCCAACAAGCUAUGCCGGCACAGGUGGUACCAACUGAUGCCUUGUUGUCUAGUUUGGCAAGAUACCAUUACCUUUGUAAUAGCUUUAAAAAUGAGGGCGCCACAGCCUCUUAAAGAUAGUUUGGUCAGGAACACUUUAGUCAAACAAAACUUUAUUUUCAUUUGCAGUAUUAUAUUUGAUGGUAUGGCUCUGUCUGGGAGAGCGCACCUCCCUGCCCUUCCAUGCGCCUACAUGGAAACUCUAAGGCAGUGAGAGCAAACCUUCCUGCCCUUCCAUGUGCCUACAUGGAAAGCCUAAGGCAGGGAGAGCAGCAGCAAAGACCCCCUGGGAACAGAACAGAGCAGCAUCAAUGACAAACAGAAGUGACAUUGGUAAAUCAGACACAGCAUGAAAAGGAGGAGCUGGGGUGGAGGUGGGUUGCAAAGCAGCUUGCAGAGGAAGCAGCAACAGUAGGCAGGCCAGAGCAGUUUAAAUAGCGCAUCCUGAAUGAGAUCGGCCAAUUGGUUGCAUAGACAGGAAUCAUGUGAUCUAUCAGCUGACUCCCUUUCAUCAAUCGGCUGCUCCAUCAGCUGAUUGGGCUGUUUGAGAUCAGCUGAUGUAGCUUGGAUGUGAGCUGAGCUUGACAUUGUGUCCUGCCUGAACUAACGCUAUGCUCAAUUAAUGUUGGUCUCUAAUCAUUUUUGCAAGUGGGGCUAGUGGGGGCGCAGCAACUUUACCAGCCCCCUGCCCCCUGUUCCCCCCUUGGGGAUGUCACUGAUCUUUUUUUUUUAAUCAAAAAAAAAAAAAAAAAAGGAUAUAGAAAUAGUAUUAAAAUUAUUCUGCUGUGCUAGUGCCAUAAAAGAAAUGUGCUUAAAUCCAUUUCAUUCUGUAACAUGGAAGAAAUGGGCUUUCACCAUCCCUGGUUUCACUGUUUAACAUAUAGUGCUCAGUUGUGGCUGUACCACAUGUGUACAGUCUAUGUGCUGUACAUACCACAAGGGUCCGGCUAUUAGUAUGCCAGAGGCACAACACUGAGAUGCAUAAACACACUGCCAGCAGCACAGCUACAGUACAACACCACAGAAGGUACAACACCACAGAAUCUGUUUGGUGUUUUUUUUCAGUCAAGCAUCUGAUACCUAUUCUGACGACACUGACCUCCAGUCAGCGUCGUCAGAAAGUCUUUCAUACAGCAGUGCAGCAGCUGUGUCCCUUUAUCUGCUGUUGUCAGCUGUUAACUGUUAAAGCUCAUGUGAAGUAGGUCUAAAAGUGAGCAGAUCAUCACUUGCACAACAUCGUAUGAGCCAUAUGUGAGAGUUGCUGGCAGUACAACCAACCACUCAGCAAAGCCAGGUGUAUUAUUUCAUAUUCAAAGUAGACAUGAAGCACAUUUAGAGUCACUAGCACAUUUAGAAACGCAGGUUCUCCUCUGUGAAAACUGAAACUCUGUCACACUGUUGAUUUUUAUCAGUAACAUAGCUCUAAGGUUUUAACCCUGCUUGAGCUGGACUGCUGGACUAACUGACAGAAGUGUUCAAGUAAAGAAAAAGUUUGAUCCAGAGCCAUUUAUCUCUUUGUAGAAAUAGAUAGAAGCUAUGCUGCAGUCAAACUAAUGAAAAGGAGUCUAGUUUUUACCUACACAGGUCUACUGAUCACAUUUUGCAUUAUACAGUUUCCUCUGCAGGUAACCUAACCCAGCAAUAACAUCACUGACAAAUAACACAAACAUACUGUAACACAUGUGGUUACUGAGCCGAAGUUAAAUCUUUAAAGUGUGUGAAGAAAUGUAGAAAAUGUGCCUCAGUACACCUCGAUGCUUCCAGCUUGCUGAAUGUAACAUAUCCUCUCCCUUCUGCAUGGCUUUCACAACUACUCAAAAAUAGCUUUGUUGUUUUUACUAUGUCACUAUUUCAGACGGUCAUAUUUCUGUGGGCUUUUAUUUCUUUUGUACUCGCUUUGAGAGAGACCUCAGCUUUUCAUUGGAGAAGAGCUGUGAGGUUUUUAAAUGCUCAAUAUUGAUUGAUAGUUUCUCUUUUUGCAGUUUCUGUUUUUGCUGAAAAAUUAAUAAAACUACUUAAACUAU
Molecule: messenger RNA, 8138 nt
Organism: Epinephelus moara (kelp grouper)
Lineage: Eukaryota; Metazoa; Chordata; Actinopteri; Perciformes; Serranidae
Gene: mapk4
Product: mitogen-activated protein kinase 4
Exons: 9
Coding region: 1600-3819 (739 amino acids)
Biological process (GO): intracellular signal transduction; protein phosphorylation; cell surface receptor signaling pathway
Cellular component (GO): nucleus; cytoplasm
Molecular function (GO): ATP binding; MAP kinase activity
Source: RefSeq, a predicted model, not a curated record